CAGGCGCCGUGGGACUUUCGGCGGGGAGGUGGUGAGUGCGCGCGGUCGUGUGUCGCGGGAACGCGCGUGAAGAUGGCGUCUGAGGCAGAGCCCCGCCCCCUGGGUAUGUUUGAGUGCCAGCUCUGUGCCUUGACAGCUCCUUACAGCUACGUGGGGCAGAAGCCCCCAGACACCCAGGCUGUUGUCCUCCUGGAGGAAAGCUACAUCAUGAAGGAUCCCUUCUCCUCAGACAAGGCAAGGUUUCUGGUCCUCGGCUCGCGGUGCAGUGUGUGCGGCAGGCUGGUGUGUGUGGGCCCGGACUGCAGCCUGUUCUACUCCAAGAGGGUCUGCCUCCCCUGCGUUCAGGAGAAUAUCAGUGCCUUCCCUCAGGAAAUCCGGCAGGAUGUGGAGAAGAGAAAAGGUGCCUCCAAGAAGCCUUCCAGCCAUCCCUGACCAGCAUGCGCACGACCUCCUCCAGUGCAGCUGUGCAGCAUGGGGCUGGCUCGGCCAGGGUUCCGACUGGGAGCUGCAUAUCUGGCCUUCUCUGAACUGUGGAGUACCUGGAGCCCUGGGAACUGAGGAGGUGGCCAAGACCGAGGACAGACAGCGGGAGUGGAUCCAGCUGCAGCUCCAGGACUGGCCUCUAGUGAAGGCCAGGAGUGAGGGAAAGGGAGCCUCCUUCGGUGGA
Molecule: messenger RNA, 667 nt
Organism: Arvicola amphibius (Eurasian water vole)
Lineage: Eukaryota; Metazoa; Chordata; Mammalia; Rodentia; Cricetidae
Gene: Cdpf1
Product: cysteine rich DPF motif domain containing 1
Exons: 4
Coding region: 73-432 (119 amino acids)
Source: RefSeq, a predicted model, not a curated record